Messenger RNA from Lactuca saligna, 2356 nucleotides. The record is from the annotation of a GenBank genome assembly. Lineage: Eukaryota; Viridiplantae; Streptophyta; Magnoliopsida; Asterales; Asteraceae.
GUUGUGAACAAGACGAAUGGAUUGACCAGUGACCACCAGUCUUACAAAAUUUCAUCAAAUUUCUUGCUUUGCAUGAUGCCAUGAAUAUGCCCCCAAAUAAAUAAAAACUUCAAAGUUUCAAACCCUCUAUUCUUCCAUUUGUACGGAGGUCUCAGUACCAGCAUGUCUAUCACAACAUCUUCAUCACCAUAUUCGUCUAUAAUCAAGUGCUGUGAAGACACAAUUGGGCGCCGAAGAAGAGUCGCCAUUGACGAGAAUUGUUUCCCGGAAAAGAAUCUGACACUCAACGCCACCACCGGGAAACCUCCACGGCCGCGACGAAUCAUCCUGGUGCGACACGGGCAGAGUGAAGGAAACGUGGAUGAAGGAGCUUACACGAGAGUCGCAGAUCCGAGAAUUAGAUUGACGGAGAAAGGGAAACAAGAGGCGGAGCAAUGUGGGUUGAGAAUACGAGAGAUGAUUGAGAAGGAUGGAGCUGAUGAUUGGAAGGUUUACUUUUACGUUUCGCCGUAUCAGAGAACGAUUGAGACUCUUCGUGGUUUGGGAACCGCGUUUCAACGAUCGAGAAUCGCCGGCGUCAGGGAAGAACCGCGGUUGCGAGAGCAGGAUUUCGGGAACUUCCAAGAUCAAGAACAGAUGAAGAUUCAGAAAGCCGUUCGAGUCCAAUACGGCCGAUUCUUCUACCGUUUUCCAAACGGCGAAUCCGCAGCAGAUGUCUAUGAUCGAAUCACAGGGUUUCGGGAGACAUUAAGAACUGAUAUUGACAUAGGUAGAUUUCAACCACCAGGGGAGCAAAGCCCGAACAUGAACUUGGUCAUAGUUUCUCAUGGUUUAACCUUAAGAGUCUUCUUAAUGAGAUGGUAUAAGUGGACAGUCGAACAGUUUGAAGGACUCAACAACAUGCAAAAUGGGAAUAUGAUCGUUAUGCAAACAGGUCAAGGUGGAAGAUACAGUUUGUUAGUUCACCACACCAAACAACAAAUGAUGGACUUUGGUUUGACCCAAGAUAUGCUCGUUGACCAAGAAUGGCAAAAAACAGCAAAACCAGGUGAAUUAAACUACGAAAUCCCAACAGGCGGACCAUCUUUCUUCACCCAUUUUGACGAUGAAAACAAUGGAAAUUUCAGGAGCUAAGUUUUGUGUGUAUAUAUAUAUAUAUAGAUAGGAGAAACCAUUGAUGAUGUGUAGCGUACUUUUUUGUUUCUAAUAAUACCAAGAAAACAGAAGGAUAAUUUAACUUAUGCUUUGAUUUAAAAAGCAAAACUAAAAAAAUGUGAAUGCAAAACGAAGACUAGUCUAAUCUGAAUGCAAAUUAAACCCAAGCCAGCGAGAACUGGGGGGACAACAGCAAAGAUUCAGAUGAGUUUCUGAGAGCUGAAAAUAUAAAAGAAAAAACUUUCAAAAGGUUCAGUGCUAUGGGAAUAAAUGCGUAUGUGUAAUGCAUAUUCCUCCCUAUAUAUUAGUAAAGGGCAAAAGUAGCACGAACCAUGGUUUGGUUUGGUUUUGUUUUGGUUUUGUUUUGGUUUAGUUAGCUGCCAACAUUGGUUUACUAUUAUCACCUUCCUUCACCACCACCUCAUUAGUUAUCAUGAUCAUCGAGUCAAGGUUAGAUUGGUCUUUUUCUUCUUUUGUGUCAGAAUCUUUCCUUUCUCUAGACCGCCGUUUAAACUCACCAACCACCACCUCCCUGUCUUCCCUCGACCGUCUUGGAAAAUCUUUAAACCGGCCAUCUGUCCCUGUCCCAUUACUUUUGAUAUUCCCACGUGCGUGAACUUCCAAAGCAUGUUUGUCACGUGCAUCAAAACCCCUCCCAAAACCAUCUUCAUCAUCGUACUGAAACCUCUUCACAUGUCCAUCCAUGUUAUACCGCUGCUGCCUCACAAACCCCCCACGCCUGUAUCCAUUAUCCGGUCGAUCCCCUUCAUUACCCACAUACCUGGGUCUGCCCCGCCCGGCUUCACUCGGGUCAAAUCUUCCGGGCUGCCCGGAUCUGUAGAACUCAUUUUGCUUUGGUUUUCUUUCAUAAAAACCAAAUCGUUCCCUUUCCCUUUCCCUUUCCCUUACACUCUCCCUUUCCACCACCUGUGGUGGCGGUGAUCUCCGGUCAAAAACAACCGGCCGUUCCUUGUAGUUUACCCAACGCGAAUUCGGAGGCGGCGGUGAUGAAUUACUGCUUCGAGGUCCGGAAUUGUAUUCCGGUUCAAACCCACCACGCCGGUAGUUUGGUGAUCUUGGCCUUCGCAUUCUGAAAGUAGGCGAUCGACUACGGCGUCGGAACCCGGAAUUGGAAACCGGAGAACGCGUCCGCGGUCUCGAAGGUGAUCUCGAAUUGGAAUAAUGAUUCCCAUUCCCUCUU